UGGAGGGGGCACGUGUGAGUCUGUGUCUUCGACCUCUCUCUGUGUGUCUCUCACUCUGUCUGAGCCAUGCCUAGCUCGGAGUUGCUGAUGGAGCAGAGUGGCACCUUGGAGCUGGUGGUGGAGAUGGAGAUGGGCCUGGGCAUGGGCAGGAUGCUGGAGGAUGAGCAGCGAGCGCUGCAGUUGGCCCUGGACCAGCUCUCCAUGCUGGGGCUGAGCGAGGAGCAGGAACAAGCGGAGCUGCUGGCGGAUGGCGAGGAGGAAGAGAAUGUCAACAACAACAAUAACAACACUAGUGCCGGUGGUGGCCACCAUCGCCACCGGGAGAGCUACCUCGCUGCCCUGUACGAGGGUGGCGAAGCCAAAAAGAAAAGCUGCAACACCACCGAGUGUGUGCCGGUGCCCAGCUCGGAGCACGUGGCUGAGAUCGUGGGCAGGCAAGGCUGUAAGAUCAAAGCGCUGCGGGCCAAGACCAACACAUAUAUCAAGACCCCAGUGCGAGGGGAGGAGCCCGUCUUCGUGGUGACCGGCCGGCGUGAGGAUGUGGCCAUGGCCCGUCGGGAGAUCAUCUCGGCCGCCGAGCACUUCUCCCUGAUCCGAGCCUCCCGCAACAAGGACGGCCCGGCCCCCGGGGCAGUCCCCGUGCCCCCCAACCUGCCGGGCCAGACCACCAUCCAGGUGCGGGUCCCCUACCGGGUGGUGGGGCUGGUGGUCGGGCCCAAGGGGGCCACCAUCAAACGCAUCCAGCAGCAGACCCACACCUACAUCGUGACGCCGAGCCGCGACAAAGAGCCCGUCUUCGAGGUGACGGGCAUGCCCGCCAACGUGGACCGCGCCAGGGAGGAGAUCGAGGCCCACAUUGCCGUCAGGACGGGGGGCCUGGUGGAGCUCAAUGAUGAGAAUGACUUCCACUGCAACGGGGUGGAGGCUGGCUACGGGGGCCGGGCACCCAAGCCCUGGCCCAAGCUGGCCCUGCCGGCCGGCCGCAAGCCCCUGGCCAACUUCCGAGGCAACGGCCCCGACCCCUUCUACGGCAACGCCAAACCCGCCGACCACCAUCACCAUCAGCACCACCAUCAGCACCACGCCUGCUACAGCAACGGUGCCGCCUACGGGGAGGCCUACUUUGGCACCGAGGGGCGGGAGGCCCCGCCCGACGCCCACCUCUGGACCCCCCCGGACCCCCCGCCGCGCCGGCCCAGCGGCUCCGCCCACCCCCGCCUCUCGCCCGAGGCCUCCCACCCGCUGGCGCGCCGGGCGCACAGCGACCCCCUGAGGGGGAGCGCCCCUCCCCCGCCCCCCAGCGGCAGCGCCGACACCCCCCCGCCCUCCCCCCGCCCCCCGGCGCCGCCCCCCCCUCCGCCGCCGGCACCGUCGCGCCACGCUGCCAGCCGGGAGUGCCAGGUCUGCUUCGAGAGCGAGGUGACAGCCGCGCUGGUCCCCUGCGGGCACAACCUCUUCUGCAUGGAUUGCGCCAACCGCAUCUGCCAGCGCAGUAACCCCCACUGCCCAGCCUGCCUCAGCACCGUCACUCAGGCCAUUCGCAUAUUCUCCUGAUCGCCCACAGCCACUCCCACCUCUCCCCCGGCAAAGGGACCAGGGGAGCAGGGGAGGUGGGGGUGUGGUUGGGGGAAGGGGGCGUUGUGGGCCACAGUCUGCUCAAACGCUGGAAGAUCUAACC
This is a messenger RNA of Stegostoma tigrinum, 1678 nucleotides long. Its product is annotated as RNA-binding protein MEX3B-like. Gene Ontology annotation, molecular function: RNA binding. The transcript has 2 exons. NCBI's taxonomy places the organism in Eukaryota, Metazoa, Chordata, Chondrichthyes, Orectolobiformes, Stegostomatidae. The coding region runs from base 67 to 1554 and encodes 495 amino acids. The record is from RefSeq and is a predicted model, not a curated record.